GUCUGUCAUCCGGUCUCUCUCUUAUCUCUGCCUGCUUGUUCUUUCCAAGAUGCCUCGUGCCCAUGGGAGUAUAAGGCAGGAGAGCCCCUUACCUCACAGGGCAGAUCAAAAUGCUGAGAACAAAGAUGGGUUUGUCUGGCUGACCUUGUCCCGUCCUUCUGCUGUCUAACUGUGGUUCACGUGUGCUGUCCCUAAAGUUCACCCCUAAGAGUAUCCCGCCCCGACCCUAUCCUCAUGCCCUGCAGAGUGGGGACACUUCAGAAUGGGGAUAUUCGAUAACAACCAGGGACAUGGAAGAAUGUGAACUCCCAGAGUUUUUCCUGAGAUGAAAAAGAAAGUCCCAUGGAAAAGGGGUACACCAAGUGGCAGCUUCCUGGAGCUGUUCUGUUUCUUCGGGAGCGCAGCAGAUCCUCUUCAGAACCUAUUACCAAGAGCCCUGAGCAGGACCCACCAUGCAGUGCUUCAAGUUCCUUAAGGUCAUGAUGUUCCUCUUCAAUCUAAUCAUCUUUCUGUGCGGUGCGGCCCUGCUGGCUGUGGGGAUCUGGGUGUCCGUCGACGGGCCGUCCUUCCUGAAGAUCUUUGGGCCACUGUCAUCAAGUGCCAUGCAGUUCGUCAACGUGGGCUACUUCCUCAUCGCGGCCGGUGCUGUCCUCUUUAUCCUUGGUUUCCUGGGCUGCUACGGUGCUCACUCGGAGAGCAAGUGUGCGCUCAUGAUGUUCUUUGUCAUCCUGCUCAUCAUCUUCAUCGCCGAGCUUGCAGCGGCUGUGGUUGCUUUGGUGUAUACCACAAUGGCAGAACAGUUCCUGACGUUGCUGGUGGUGCCUGCCAUCAAGAAAGACUACGGUUCCCAGACUGAAUUCACCCAAGUGUGGAACUCUACCAUGGACGGGCUGAAGUGCUGUGGUUUCAACAACUAUACAGAUUUUAACGGCUCACAUUUCGUCGAAGAGAAUAAGGUCUUUCCUUCUUACUGCUGUGGCAAGCCUACCAAUAGCACCGAGGGACCGUGCACCGAGGAUAAGGCCAGAGAGAAACAAGUACAGGGUUGUUUCAAUCAGCUUCUGCAUGACAUCAGAACCAAUGCGGUCACUGUGGGUGGUGUGGCAGUUGGAAUUGCGGCCCUGGAGCUGGCUGCCAUGAUUGUAUCCAUGUAUCUCUACUGCAAUCUGAAAUAAGACUGCUUCUACCUCCCCACUUGCUGCUGCCACAUGGAAACCAGGAAGAGGCACUUGGCACAGCUAGGCAGCGGUGACCUGGGUGGAGAUGAAAUCUAACAACGUCAUUUGGGCUGAAAGUGGAUUUGCCUUUGCUUGCUCUGGACUUUGGGCUAAACAGGGACCACCUCUUCCGGGCUGUGUGUCUGUCUCAUCCUUUUACUGGUGGGGCUAGGGAAACAUCUGUUCCAGAGACUCUGAAGCAGCCUCUUCUGCCCAUCUCUUUAGUCUUUUCUUCAACCCUCAACACUCCCUUAAUAUAAAAGUGGCUCUUGAUCCCAGCGCCCCACUGGUGGAUGAAGGCACUUAUAGCCUGGGCAUAUUCAAGUCCAGCAAGGUCAUAGGAUGGAUGUGUAGAAGGCGUUUUGGAACCUAUAAACCAAUGAAAAUA
This is a messenger RNA of Peromyscus maniculatus bairdii (prairie deer mouse), 1605 nucleotides long. NCBI's taxonomy places the organism in Eukaryota, Metazoa, Chordata, Mammalia, Rodentia, Cricetidae. The record is from RefSeq and is a predicted model, not a curated record.